AAACUAAUUUAGAGAAGUAAAUGUGUUUUGAAAGUUGAAACACUUACAAGAUAAUUAUUUACGAAAUCGUAAAAAAACAAAUCUCCGAUUAUCUUCAGCUUGGAUGUGAAUGGAAGAUGUCAUGCGGGGAUGGAAGAGAUCUCUCCUCUGUGGACGCAAAUACCAGACACUGACGAUCAUUCUCGUCAUUGUCAUCAUCUUUUACUGGUUCCAGUUUUCCUCUCAUAAAAAGAUAAAUGGCUGGAACAGGAUGCAAAACAAACAUGUAAUGUUCUCACACAAGCAUCCGAAUAUGGAUUCAACCAAGCUGGAAAAUUUAAAUUUAUGGACAUUGAAGAGACUUCCACGGGGAGUUCAUUCUGCUGAUGCAAACAAGUAUAAAACGGAUGAUGGUGUUUUUCGGUGUGUAAAAUCGAAACAAACAAUCAAGGCAAAGUAUUUCAAUGACGAUUUCUGCGACUGCGAUGAUUUCACAGAUGAGCCUGGAACAUCAGCUUGUCCAUACUCGAGGUUUUACUGCCAGUUCCAGCUGAAGAAUGAGGACCCACAGUUUGUUCCGUCCAGCAGAGUGAAUGAUGGGAUAUGCGACUGUUGUGAUGGUAGCGAUGAAUGGGCUGGUGCCGUUGUCCCACAAAAUAUAAAACUUCCAGAUGAACGUCAAGGUCACCCUGUCUUCCAUGCCCCGUGUGAUGACCACUGUAACCGGUAUACCAGUCUACGGAGUGAGGAACUCCGAAUACACAGAGAGGGACACGAGCUGAAGAAAGGUUACAUUGAAGCAGCACAGGUUCUUGAAGAGAGCAGACGAAAGGACUAUGGUCCUUCUGGUGAAUUCUACAAACUGAGUCUCCAGUGCUUUAAGUACCACACAUCGGAGUAUGAAUACGACGUCUGCCCAUUCAAGUCGGUCAAACAGCAGAAGUUCCCGCAGGCGUCUGUAUCCCUCGGCUACAUUCCAAAAUGGCAUCAGGUCAAACACGGAGAUGUACAACUCAUCAUGGGGGGCGGGGAUUCCAGAGUCUGUCCAGACAUGAUUCCCAGAGAAACUUUGAUUCGUUUUCUCUGUGGUCUUGAGGACCAGAUUCUGAAUAUCAAAGAAGAUACCCGAUGUGUUUAUGUCGUCAAGUUUAGUACCCCAGCAGCAUGCUAGCAACCCAGUGUUGACAUUAAUAAGUUCUGUACCCAACAUACUAGUGUGUUGACAUUAAUAACUUGUUAAUGUCAACACACUACAUAAAGAGUUUAAUCAGUUUAGUACUUCAGCAGCAUGCUAGCAACCCAGUGUUGACAUUAAUAAUGUCCAUACCCAACAUAGUGUGUUGAAAUUAAUAACUUAUUAAUGUCAACACACUACUUAAAGAGUUUAAUCAGUUUAGUACUUCAGCAGUAUGCUAGCAACCCUGUGUUGACAUUAAUAAUGUCCAUACCCAAUAUAGUGUUGAAAUUAACAACUUAUUAAUGUCAACACACUACUUAAAGAGUUUAAUCAGUGUAGUACUUCAGCAGCAUGCUAGCAACCCAGUGUUGACAUUAAUAAUGUCCAUACUCAACAUAGUGUGUUGAAAUUAAUAACUUAUUAAUGUCAACACACUAUUAUGUUGGGUGCAGAACUUAUUAAUUGACAUUUUAAAGUUCAGUAAUAACAUUAGCUUGCUAGAAAAAUGUUUAGCACUCUAGGUUAGUAAUACCACACAGAAAUUGUUCACUCAGGCUGCUAACACACUAGUGAAAUUCCACGAUAACCUGUAGAAAAAGUGAUAUUUUCAGUGAAAAAAGGCAGCAAAGACCUUUGUAUGAAGUCUAUGCGGUGUUCUCUGACUUGAUAUAUCUCCUUCCAAAUUAGUGUACAUGUUAAAUUCAACAUUCCAUAAACCAGUAGGGGGGGGGGGGGGGGGAUUUAGCUCAGUCAGUUGAGCGAUCCCCUGAGGUGCUUGCAUCGCAGGAUCGAACCAACUCGGUGGAUCCGUUCAAU
This is a messenger RNA of Gigantopelta aegis, 1972 nucleotides long. Its product is annotated as glucosidase 2 subunit beta-like. The record is from RefSeq and is a predicted model, not a curated record. The transcript has 7 exons. The coding region runs from base 110 to 1150 and encodes 346 amino acids. Gene Ontology annotation, molecular function: protein binding. Lineage: Eukaryota; Metazoa; Mollusca; Gastropoda; Neomphalida; Peltospiridae. Gene Ontology annotation, biological process: N-glycan processing. Gene Ontology annotation, cellular component: glucosidase II complex.